AGAAUGUGUGAACUCAACGUGCAAAACAAGUCUUUUAAAAAAACUUUCUUUUUUUCCAGAUACAUAUGAUUUACCAAAACACUCCAGUGUUAGUUUUUUUUGAAGGUGAAAACUUUGCGUUCGGAUCUACUCACCGAAUCCCUGGUCAUGAUUUGUCAGCGGACGGCUUGAUUAUUGUUUCGGUUGGUUAUCGCUUGAACGUUUUUGGUUUUUUGUGCUUUGGAGAUGCUGAAGCUAGAGGGAACUUGGGACUCUUGGACCAGUACCUAGCAAUGCGCUGGGUACAGGAAAACAUAAACAAAUUUGGAGGGGAUGUCAAUAAAGUGACGGUGAUGGGUCACUCUUCCGGUGCGGCAAGUAUUAUGUAUCAUUUGGUGUCUCCACGCACAAAACAGCUCUUCCAGAGCGCAAUCAUGAUGUCUGGAUGCUUGACUUCUCCCAUAGCGCAGAAAUCGAACACUCAGAUCAUCGAAGCAUCGUUCCAAUUGGCAAAAAGUUUAGGAUGUUAUUUCCCACAUGACACAAAACUCGUCGUCCGUUGUUUGAGAACAAAAUCAGCGUUUGAACUUCUCGACGCAUACGGGAAACAGAACAUUAAAGGAAAUUCAGAUGUGUUUUUGCCUGUGAUCGAUUCUUUUCUUCCUGCCUCGGAACAAUACCUUUCAAAAUCACCACUUGAAACAUUGGAAGAAGGUUCUUUUAUGAAAAUCCCACUUUUGACUGGUAUUGUAGAUUAUGACGGAGUUGCAUAUCUAGCACGAUGGCCAGCUCGUUUUAAUGAUGGUUACUUCCACUUGCAUCAGCUUUUCAUUAAGAGUGUUAUACCCACAGUUUUAUUACAAAAAGGGUUCACGAAUGAUAAUGGAGUGAAAGACAUAGCUGAGAUCCUGAAGUGGUAUUAUCUCAAGGAUGUGGAGCCGGGUGAUGUGACAAACAUAAUUGAUCGAAUGGCUCAGGUAAAUUAUUCGGAACAAACCUUUUAA
Molecule: messenger RNA, 983 nt
Organism: Bemisia tabaci
Lineage: Eukaryota; Metazoa; Arthropoda; Insecta; Hemiptera; Aleyrodidae
Source: RefSeq, a predicted model, not a curated record